Molecule: messenger RNA, 1106 nt
Organism: Cryphonectria parasitica EP155
Lineage: Eukaryota; Fungi; Ascomycota; Sordariomycetes; Diaporthales; Cryphonectriaceae
Exons: 2
Coding region: 173-1018 (281 amino acids)
Source: RefSeq, a predicted model, not a curated record
UCUUGAGAACAUGGAGUGAUAGACCACUAAAUCACCGCGCGCGAGCAAACAAUGGCUGAGGAGCAAGAUAUUUGGCUCAGUCAGAGUGAGGAAGAUGUGGAGCUAGAAUCAGAUCAAGGCCUGGAGGACUCUGUGAAUCCUGAAGCCUUCACUUUACCCUUAGUCAGUCAGCAUGGGCAAGACGGAGGAUAUCAUGUGCAUAACAAAGAGGGCAUGCUUCAGAGGAGGACUGUGUCCGCUUUACACGGUGGUCUUCGUAAAAGAAAGCCCGCAUUCAACUGUGGGUUGCGAAGCCAGGGCUAUAAUCCACGGACACGUGGGCGCACAAUCUGACAAGCGAGCCACACUUCUCGUCUACGACCUUACGUUCUUCUCACGACGUGGAACACGGAUCAAGGACGCCGACGUCCUUUUUGAGUUCCGGUCAAGGUCAAGACAUCCCGGCGCGGUGGGCCCAACUGUCGCUGAGGUGCGGCCAAAGGGCCAAAGCAGGAUGGGAGAGACCAUUCAGAACCAGGCCUCCAAAUUCAACGUAUCGUUCAACAUCAACCCACCCGUCGUCGCUGGCAGUUCCGGCCUCACCGCAUCAGGUGAACACAAUAUAUCCAAGGACGUCAAGUUCCAUACCAUUGUGACGGGCGACAAUCCUGCGGACCUGGAGUGGGGAGAUCAUUAUCAGGCAAGGUUCACACUUGCUGAGAACGAGUCGCAGAGGUCUGGGAUCCCGACACAGCUCACCAUCGUCAUGCUACUCGAGCGUGACAACGAUGAUGAUUUCGAGAUGAUUCCUCAGAUCGAAGUGACGCCGAAUCUUGCCUCCGGCAUAACGUCUCUUGGCUCAACUCGAUCUUCGGACGAUCCCGUCCAUUUCAGUGUGCAGGAGCCCCCCUUGAAUUGUCUGAAUGGCAACAAAGUGAUUGAUUCAGACAACUUGGGAGCAACGGAUCUGGACAGCCUCUGGAUUUGCACCAUGUAUAGUUUGUAUGUCGACGGGGUCAAGCAAUCUGCGCCUCAUUGAUACACGGAACAGUUUCAAGGGAUGGGCAAAAGCCCUGACAGGCUCAUCUGGAUAGCAAAACGGACAUUAAUCAGACGACUUCUACCAU